Messenger RNA from Amoebophrya sp. A25, 2339 nucleotides. The record is from the annotation of a GenBank genome assembly. Lineage: Eukaryota; Dinophyceae; Syndiniales; Amoebophryaceae.
UUCUUAACCACUACGAGGAGUGUCUGUGUCUCAGUCUCGCACUCGCCGUUCGGUUAAGUAGAUAUGACUCAUCUACAUCUACUCUUUCAAACCCGAAACCCUUUUAGUUGCAAUGCUUCGAUCUUCUGGUGUAUGCUAGCCAAAUAGAUGAGACUAGUACCACUUUCUUCAUCAAAAAGUUCCAAACAAAGCCAGAGGGCAGACAACACGUCACAGUGGAGAAACGUAAGUGCGAUCGAACUCCGUACUUCAGUCAUCAGCGCGAAGUGCUGCGCAAACGACGAUGACGUCACAAAGAGAAUAUAAAAGUGACGCACAUAGUUCUGCGCAUGUCGAUGCUGCUGCUGGGGUGGAGAGUCCGGAUCUAAAAGAGCAACGUGCUGCUGGUAACAGAGCGGCCUCAUUUUUAAUAUUUCUCGGUGUUCACCUCUACUGCCUUGUUCUGCUGUAUCUCGUCGCGGUGUCGUCGUGCUGGACAAGAAGCCUAGGCCUAGUAGACUUAGUCGACCUCCACGAAAAUUUCGCAGCCGCCUUAAAGGUCGAGCCAGAAGAGAUGAAAAGUGCGAGUGUCCGCCGAGCAUUCCUGCAAUUCACAAGACUCAGUGUAUUUCAUUUAUCAAACACCGAUUCGCUCUGUCCCUGAUGUCUCCAAGAAGAUGAUCAGAAACAAGCAUUUUAUUGACAUUGAGUUCUCCUUUAUUUUGGUCUGGACAAUUGAUUCCCCCGCACGAAUAUCACACUCACCUAUCCUUCCAUCACCCACAGUGGAUGCUCGUUGCGUGCAUCGUAGUAGCGAUAUGGACGGGUUCUCGUACAGUAAGGGGCUGCGCGUCGCAUGCUACUGCCGAUUUGGUCGGCAUAUGUGUGAAUGCAGCAGUAAUUACUCUUGCUGUUUGCCGACUUACCUUGUUGCGAAACGCGGCAUCCCCGGGUGCUUUUGAUCGACUGCGAGGUCGGCACGCGAUGGCAUACCAUUACUGGUAUUCUUUCCGUAGAUCAUGAUAAAUUUCAAAAUAGAAACUUCUAACUACAUUAGCUGUGUCUCUACUUUGAAUCAUCUGACAACUAAUGAACACGUUAUCAUGCGCUGACAACUAACCUGACUCGUCAAUCCACUUUAAAUCAGCAUGGGCACCGAAGCAAUGGCGAUAGUGAUGCUUCCCGCAAGCUGUUGUCUCUUUGGAUUUCUUUGGUCGCACUUCGUGAAGAGAACAAAGUGGUCAUCGACGCAUACUCCUGGUCCUGAUGUGGAGCAAAGUAAGCGUGAGUUCCUUGACGGCGACAUCACGGAGACGAAAAGCAUGCAACAAUUAGAAUUGAUAGAAGUGGUCAAUGGUAAUACUCACGUUGUCCUGACAUUGGCAGACAGAUGAUACACUGGAACCAUAAUUAAGACCAAGGAAACCUAUUUCUCUUCACGCACGACCACCAACUUCUAGCUCUUCAUAGGGGUAGUCCCAUAGAGAUACACACAUAAAUAAACUCAUAUAUUUUGGUAAAAAUUACACUAAUCGAUCCUAUGGAAAAACAGAUGCCUCCUAUUUUGGUAUGCAAGUACUGAUUGAUCGAUUGCGAUCGAUUGAAAAUCUUCGUCAUCAAUCGCAAUCCUAGGUAUGCGAGUACUGAUUGAUCGAUUGAGAUCGAUUGAAAGUCUUCGUAAUCAAUCCUAGAUAUGCGAGUACUGAUUGAUCGACUGAGAUCGAUUGAAAUACCUCGUAAUCAAUCCUAUGGAAAAACAAAUGCCUCCUAUUUUGGUAAGUAUGCAAGUACUGAUUGAUCGAUUGAGAUCAAUUGAAAAUAUUCGAAAAUUUGGCAAAGAUAUUUAUACUUUCUAUAGUAUACUGGUAAGAAAGUAAGACAACAAUCAUGAUACCGUUGGCGACAGCGAUGUCGAGGCAUCCCAUGCUAUCCUACUCUUCUGAAGCAAAAAUUUUAAUUUUGUAAGUACUUAUUACAACUGUAAUAUCGUUCAUCUACUCCUUCAAAUUACGACGAUCUCCGUAACCCUGCUUCAGUACACUCUUCCUUGGUACUAGGACGAUGAUGCUUUCGUCCAUACAUGCACAUGCCACGAUAGACCAUGUUCGACCUCGAAUCCCAAUCCCUGCAAAUGCAACCUUCCCAAAUUCGGAGUCUCACGUAUGUACUUACUUUUUGCCCAAAUUCGUAGCCUCACGUAUGUACUUACUUUCUUUGUUAAGUACUGGGAUGAUGCUUUCAUCCAUCGCUGUAUACCUGCAACAUGACGCACGUAGUAUAUUCUUCAUGCAAUGCAUCCAAGAUGAGCUUUCGUAUCCAUGCCUCAACCAUUUCUUAGCUCUCCCCCAUCGCCAUCCAUG